GAAAUGGGGGACAAAAAUAAACAGGGCUCUAAUAAUUCCGACUUCAACUGUAUAACUGCCAUUGCAUACAACUGCCAUUCUUGAGUGUCCAUGGACUGGUUUUAAUCAUUGCACAUAGAAAAUAGUCCUAAUGAGGCAUAUAUGCACACCCAUUCUUAUUAUGGUUGUAGUAUAGAUAUUUAAAACUAAACUCAGUUUAGUACUUGUUGUGAACAACCUCAUAAUUCAGUUAAACAACACACUAAGAAUAUAUUUUUCAUAUGGACUCUAACUAUUAUGCAAACCUAAAUGCAACGACCUUCAACUUGGUUCUUGAGUUCAUUGAGCUGCGAAACCCAGCUCUCCCACUCCAGCUUUGACCUGUAAACUGUGUAACUGUGUUUGAGUAAGUGUGUUUGUUUUGAACACAUUACAGAACGUGCAUGUCUUAUCUUGCUUAAAAUCAAAUGAAGUGAACUCAAAUACAGCAACAGCUUAUUCUUCUCUCUCUUCCUCUCUAUUUGUCUGAGUGAUGGUGGUGGUGUACCGGAGGCCUGUCUGAACUACACUCCUGCGUCGGGUCCUGCUGUGGUAGCAAAUUACUGGCCUACCACUGGGUGUAUAGUGUUACCCACUAGUGGUGAUCAUUGUUGUCCUCAGGGCAAGAUAACAUCCAGUGCACUUAGGAAGCCUCGAUCAAACGGACCUGAAAAUGAUGCUGAGCCCCGAUCAGACGGAUCCUGACCUCACCUGGACACAGUCGGACACGGAUUGUCUGAACGUCAUGAAGGUGGAGUGUGUGGCACACGAGCCCUUAGAGGCCGACGAUGGCAAGACUCGCGCACUCGUGCCCGCCGCGCUCACCCGAGAGGAGAAGAGACGAAGGAGGCGCGCGACUGCGAAGUACCGCUCUGCGCAUGCCACGCGCGAGCGCAUCAGAGUAGAAGCGUUCAACGUGGCGUUCGCCGAGCUCAGGAAGCUGCUGCCAACACUUCCACCCGACAAGAAGCUAUCCAAGAUAGAAAUACUUCGCCUUGCUAUCUGUUACAUUUCUUAUCUCAACCACGUUUUGGACGUUUAGAUGAACUUUAGGCACAUUUAACAGUACCACAAAACAACAGGUGUUUAAAGAAUUAUUUUAUAGACAUUGAGAAGUAGCAUAUUCCAGCAGUAUACACAAAUAUUAAGGAUGGAAAUGGUAACAUUUUAUAUUUACUUUCAGUUACAUGUAUGUUUUUAUUCUGCACAUAAUGCCUUUUAUGGUUUGGGAGGAUGUUUUUAAAAAAGCAGUGUUUUCACAAAUUUAACUACAGAUUAUAAUUUAUGCUGUAAUUACAAAAAACUAAACAGUUCACGAUCAAAUCGAAAACGCACAGUUCAUUGAAAAACACAAGGCAUUAUGAAAGUUAUUAUAAAGUGUUACCUGAAAAUAUUUUACCUGUUGCAAUAACUGAAUCUUGUAUUUGACACUGUAGCAAGAGUUUUUGUUCUGUUUGAAAGAUGGCUGUUCAGAUAUUAGACAACCUGUUCAACAUCCAAGCUCAUAAGCACAUUUGUGGCAAUAAUUUGUUUUGAAAAUAUUUUUUUUGGACCUUCAUAAUUCACGUCAUCGAAACAAAUAACAUGUAUGUCGCAAACGGAUUUGCUGAGCUCAGUUGAGCUCAAAAUGUAUAGGCUACUUCUGUGUGCUGGAACAAAUCGUAACCUUGUUAGUUGUUAAUUUAUAUUUUUCCUGUUUGUUUUAUUUAUUAAGUAAAUUAAGUUAUGUGAGUGUCCUUAAAAUAGAUUAUCUAAAGUGUUUACGUAAACAUGUAAAUAUUUAAUGUUUUUAUUAUUAUUAUUAUUAUUAAUUAUUAUUAUUUUAGGCAGAGUUUUGGGUUUAUUGUUGCUUUUCACUUGCACUUUUCAUUGGCAGUUUUUGUAGGAGUAGGAGGGCCUUUGCUGUGUGUGCACUACGGUUACUAAAAUGGUGUUGCUGUUGAUGUCCUGUCCUCUGAUAACGAGAAGCACUUCCCAUCGGAUAGGAUCUAUUGCUGUAUUGUUUAUUUUGUUUACAAAGUGCUCAUAGAUAGCGCUUUGGGUACCAGAUGACUUGUGUUGGUUUAGUAUCAUACUAUAUUCAGUAAUAAUCAAUGUAAAAAAAAAACAAUUUGCAGUAACCUUUAUAAAAAGCGAUUUGCUUACCAAACAAGUCUACAAGCUACCCAUAGAUGCUCUCUUUGCUGCGACCAAAAAUGAUCUCAAAGUAGGUUUAUUUUUUUCUUUUAGAAACUAUGUAUAGAGAUUAUUUGUUUACGUGAUCCUUGUGAACCUUUUGGAAAUUUUAUAGUGAUCAAAUUAUCUCACAUCUGCCUCAUAUCCAAAGAUCACCCUGUUAAGUCGGGGUUUGUCCGUCAUUUUGUAGUGGGAUAGCCAGUAGCAUACACUGGUUUGUAUCGCAGUUUUUUCAUAACUAUUUUAGAAUAAAUAGUAAAAGAUUAAUUCAAAGGUAAAUCGUCUGUUGUAGUUUUUAAAUAAAAAAAAACAAUAUGAAAUUAAAGAUAUUGUGUCACCAA
Danio rerio (zebrafish) is the source of this 2534-nucleotide messenger RNA. Lineage: Eukaryota; Metazoa; Chordata; Actinopteri; Cypriniformes; Danionidae. The record is from RefSeq and is a predicted model, not a curated record.